CACCGCGCGCGGUGAGCUGGAGGAGGAGAAGCUCCGCGUGCAGCGGCUCAAGAGGAAAUCCCUGCGCGAGCGCUGGCUGAUGGACGGCGCCGCCGAAGGACCUAAGCAGCACGGGGACCCCACUGCCCAGGACCCUGAGUCGGCGGAGGGCCAGGCCCAGGCCCGUAUCCGAAACCUGGAGGACAGCCUGUUCACACUGCAGUCCCAGCUCCAGCUGCUGCAAAGCGCCUCCACAGGUGCCCAGCACCGGCCCCCAGGCAGGCCCUCCUGGCGCAGACAGGGUCACCGUCCUCUUUCCCAGCCCACCAUGGAGGCAAGUCCUGCAGGCCAGGCAGAUGUGGACAAGAGAGCUUCCCUGCCGGUGGGGCCCAUGGGUUUGUCCCCAGAGUCCCCUUCUGAGCCCAGGGAGUGGGCCCCAAGGCAAGUCCCUGGGGCAGGGGCGUCCCCUCAAGAAGUCAAUGGCCCCUGCUCAGGGCCCAGCCUUCCUCCAGAGCAGCAGCAGAGCCUGGGGACGGGCACCAUGGCCAAGGGGAGUGUGGUGGAGGCCAAAGGGGGGGACAUGGUAGAGGUGGUGUGGGAGGGGCUCCAGGACCCCAAGGACUGUGCCACGGGUGCCACUGGCCCCGUGCUGGAGGCCAGGGUGGAGCAGGUGGUGCUGGAGGCCAUCGGGGACAGGCAGGGGCCGGGCAGCCCCGAGCCCCCCGCCUGGGUGAGGGAGGACAGGGGCAUCGUGGAGGUGGUCUGGGAGGGGCUGGGGGGCAGUGACCACGAGGCCCUGGAGGAGGUGGGCGGUGGUGAACCAGAGCUCCAGGAGCGCCUGGGAGGCACGGGGUCCAGAGACAGGGAGCAUGGCAGGCAGGGGGAUCCCGGAAGGAAUGAGGGCUCCUUCAUCUGGGUGGAGAGGGUGACGGUCAGUGAGGACUGGGAGGAGCUGCUGAUGGAGGGUUUGGAGGGGCCCCCGGGGCCUGGCAGGGAAGCUGGUGUGGAGGGCCCGCCAGGGACCCGUGGGGGAGGGGGUGGGGAGAGGAGAGGGGAGGGGCCUGCAGGAGCAGGGGAGGAGCGGGGCGAGGAGGGGCUGGGGACAGGCGGGGAAGGGAGGCAGAGGGAAAGCCGGGCGUCCUCAGAGCCGGAGGGGACAGCAAGCGAACAGGACUUGGGAGUCGAGAGGGAGGCAACGGAGGGGCCUCUGAGGGCAGAGGGGGAACACAGGGAGGAGAAGCCCGGAGGAGAGGUGGAGGCGCCACUGGGAGUGGACGAGAAGGGAGGAGAGGAGCGGACAGAGGAGAAAGCUGAGGGCCCGUUGGGAUCAGGGAGGGUGGGUGAGGAAGGGUCUCUGGGAGGAGGGAGAGGAGCUGGGGAAGAGCGAGGGGCAGAGGGGAUGGAAGGCGGGCAGCCAGAGGAGAGAGGGGGCGAGGAGGAGCCAGGGGUCGCUGAGGAGCCCGUGGUGACAGGAAGAAAAGAAGGCGAGGAGCCGUUGAGGGGAGAGGAGCCCCGUGGGGCCCAGGACCUGCAGAAUGGAACAGACCAGAGGGAAGCUGGGGAGGGAAGGGAAUCCCAGGCUGCGGCAGGGAGCGAGGCGGGCGCACCCCUCGGGGUCCUGCAGGAACCGACGCCAGAGUUGCAGCCCCCCACCUCCCACGCCGAGGGUGAGGAGGCAAGCGGCCCCAAGCAGAAGACGUGCCAGUGCUGUGCGGUGAUGUGAGCCUGCGCCCGUGCCCCACCUAGUGCCUCUCACAGCUACCUCGCCUCCUGGAAUCCAGCAGGGGGUCCCGGGCACAGGCAGGGCACCACAGGACUGGCCAUGGCACCCGGCCGCCAGCCGGCCCUCACAUCCACUUAUGCCUGGGCUUCCAGACUCCUUGCCCACUGCCUGUGACCCCGGCUCCCUUCUGUGACAAAGCCUUUAUACUUGAAAAUAAAAUGUCUAAGCACUCA
Messenger RNA from Fukomys damarensis (Damara mole-rat), 1935 nucleotides. RefSeq names its product paralemmin 3 (gene Palm3). The record is from RefSeq and is a predicted model, not a curated record. NCBI's taxonomy places the organism in Eukaryota, Metazoa, Chordata, Mammalia, Rodentia, Bathyergidae. Gene Ontology annotation, biological process: Toll signaling pathway; negative regulation of cytokine-mediated signaling pathway; response to lipopolysaccharide. The transcript is spliced from 6 exons. The coding region runs from base 80 to 1702 and encodes 540 amino acids.